GUGAGCAAUCUCCCAACUCAUCUCUGUACAUACAUACAUACACACCGUACCUGCAGUGGCACACGGCAAAACGUGUUUGGUUGUGUUAUUAAUCGAGAAGGUUAGGAUCAUUUCAUUGUUAUAAACAAGUACGGACAUAUUGUUAAAAUGAACUCUACUCGAAAGAAGAUUAAUCAUCAGUCGGUGUUUAAACCUCGCACGAAAUGUGAUGACAAUUCAGAAUUAUCGAGUGAAAUGAUUAUCAGUGCAAGAAAAACUGGCCAAUUGAACUUAUCAUCACGCGGCUUGGCUACUGUACCUCUUAGAGUAUGGAAUAUACACGAGUGGACAGAUGAAGAAAUGAAACAUGUUAAUGUUGCUUGGGAUUCUCAAAAUGAAGGCGAAAGAUGGUGGGAACAAGAACCACUGAAAACAUUAAAUUUGAGCUGUAACAGCUUAAUUUAUUUAGACUCAAAAAUUGAACUAUUAUCUGAAAUCUGUAAUAUGGAUUUACAUGACAAUCUGUUGGAAACAGUGCCACCAGAGAUGGGUAAUUUAAACAAGUUACAAAAACUUGAUAUGUCAACCAAUAAAUUGGAAACCCUUCCGUCAAAUUUCUUUAAUUUAUAUGAACUACGUUAUUUGGAUUUACAUAAUAAUGCCUUAAAGGAACUGGAUGCUGCUGUAGGAGAUUUAAUUAUGUUGGAAUAUAUGAAUAUUUCCUGUAACAACUUAACCAACUUGCCUGUCGGAAUGGGGUAUCUGGUACGAUUGGUCUCUCUUGAUUUGAGCCACAAUAAGCUGAAAGAGUUACCACCAGAUAUAAUGAGCAUGCGAGGAUUAAAGAAAUUAGAUGUGAGCUUCAAUCAUUUGGAAAUUCUGCCACCUUUUGGGGAAUUACGAAAAUUGGAAGUACUGGUUCUCCGAGAAAAUAAUUUACGAAUCUUCCCUGAUACAACUGGUUGCAUAGCAUUACGUGAGCUUCACCUGGCUAAUAACUGCAUUACUGAGAUAAAUGUUCCCUCUCUGGAAAGUAUGGGGAAAUUAAGAGCUCUGACAUUAGGAAAUAAUAAUAUUGAAGUCAUUCCUGAAGAAAUUAUACAGUUGCUCAAUUUAGAACACCUUGAUUUAUCUUGUAACAAUAUAUCUAUAGUUCCUACUUGCAUCAGUAUAAUGCCCAAUUUACAAGUGUUUAUAAUUGAAGGAAAUGAAGUAAAAAAUGUUAGAAGAGAUAUAAUAAAAUGUGGUACCUCAAGAGUGCUACGACAUCUGAGACAAAAUAUAAUUCCAAUUUCUUCUGAAUCGAGGUUGUCUCCGUUAUUAGGCACUGAUGAUAGUACCUUUCCUGAUAAGUAUUGUAUGAAAAGAACAAAACUACUGAGUCUUACAUCUCGAAACCUUCGUAACAUUCCAGAAACAGUCUUUGAUGAUGCAAUAGAAGCUCAAGUGACUUGUAUCGAUUUGAGCAAAAACAAAUUGUGUAUUUUGCAAAAUAAAUUACGAAUAAUUGCUACGGUAACAGAUUUAAAGCUAUCGCAUAAUCAGUUAUCAUUAAUACCUGAUUGGAUUGGUGAAAAUCUUAAACACCUUCAACAUUUAGACUUAAGCAACAAUCAAUUGUCAUCAUUACCCGACAGCUUCAGCUUGCUUAAGUUCUUGCGGGAAAUUAAUAUAUCAUUCAACAGAUUUACGAAAGUACCUGAUUGCCUCUACACAAUAGAUGCUUUAGAAAUAUUACUUGCAGAUACAAAUCAAAUAAUUGAAAUCGAUGUUGCCUCUUUGGCCCAGUUGAAAAGACUUGCUACCUUAGAUCUUUCUAAUAAUAAUAUUGGGUUCGUGCCACCGGAACUUGGUAAUUUAAAAAAUCUCAGGACACUUAUAAUAUCUGGAAACUGUUUUAAAUUACCAAGACAUGCAACGUUAAUGAAGGGUACCGAUGAAAUCUUGGCUUAUUUACGAGAUCGAAUUCCAACAUAACGAUAUGGUAUAGCUGUAUGCAGAUUGUUGAGACUUUAAAUUAAUGUUAAUAUGCCAGAGAAAUAUCAAAUUAUAGAUCAUGAGAUAAUGAGAAAGAAGUGAUGGAAAAAUAUGGUUUGUCUUGUGGAUUAUAUACAUCAUUGUGAUCAUUGUGAAUAUAUUAUACAAUAUUUGUAUAUACAUAUAUGUGCGAAAAAUGUGAUAGUAACAGCACAAACUAAUCACAGGAAAAUAAGAGAUCACUUAAGAGAUAGCUUAAGUUUCAAUUUUGUCAGAAUUUGAAUGUUCUGCAAUAUUUGAGUUUUUUGUUCAUCGCGAAACAAUUACAAUUCUGGAUCGAAAUGUAUUGUAGAUGG
Orussus abietinus is the source of this 2312-nucleotide messenger RNA. RefSeq names its product leucine-rich repeat-containing protein 40. The record is from RefSeq and is a predicted model, not a curated record. The coding region runs from base 148 to 1956 and encodes 602 amino acids. The transcript has 11 exons. Gene Ontology annotation, molecular function: protein binding. Lineage: Eukaryota; Metazoa; Arthropoda; Insecta; Hymenoptera; Orussidae.